Messenger RNA from Puccinia triticina, 3327 nucleotides. RefSeq lists its product as uncharacterized. Gene Ontology annotation, biological process: pseudouridine synthesis. The record is from RefSeq and is a predicted model, not a curated record. NCBI's taxonomy places the organism in Eukaryota, Fungi, Basidiomycota, Pucciniomycetes, Pucciniales, Pucciniaceae. The transcript has 13 exons. Bases 1 to 3327 code for a protein of 1108 amino acids. Gene Ontology annotation, molecular function: zinc ion binding; metalloendopeptidase activity; pseudouridine synthase activity.
AUGGCAUCGAAAAGCCUUCAUUCGACGCUCAGAUCAUCACUAUCAAGGAAAACUUCAUGCCUCCUCAUCAGGCAUGUUGCCAUCACCUCCAGGAGCACUCAAGCUAACGCACAAGUCCCCAUUGGCUCAACCCUCGUCAAGCGACCUUCGCAAUCAUCCCAUCCUGCCACUCGAUCAAUCCCCUCUCAGACCCCUCCUUCGAAACUCUUGCCCGUGGGAGAACCUGUGCAAAGAGCCUUGACUCGGACAAAGAAAAUCCAAACCAAGGAGAAACCUUUAUCAGAAGAAGAGAAAGAGAAUCAGCGAAUUCAGAGGGAAGUAGAACUCACCGCACAACUAGAGAAAUCCUUCAGACCGCCCAAGAUUCUAUUCGAAAAUGAAAAGGUGGUCGUGAUCGAUAAACCAGCUGGAUGUGCGCUACAGGCAGACCCUGGAUCAGAGGCUUACAUUCGAUGGAAGUUAAUCAUGGAUUAUCUCGAAAAAAGACGAGGAAAGCUGUUCAUAGUUCACAGGUUAGACAAAUCAACGACUGGGCCUUUGAUCCUAGCCAAAUCACCCACUGCAUCACGCACGCUUUCGACUCAAUUCAAGAACUCGACCAUCAAGAAGAUUUACUAUGCGGCCAUCCAGUUCUUGGGUGACAGGAUAGGCCCGAUUCAGGAUGCUAAAUCCUCCGGCCAGAUCGAAUGUAGGAUGAGGGACCGGAAUGAUCGGAUGGUGAUUGCGGAAGCUAGCUUGAUUCGCUUCAACGCUGCAUCCGCCACCUCCCUCCUGCCCAUCAAGGACUCCUUCCACCAGGCCGAUCCAUCCUCCCUCAAACAGUUCGGUGUCAAGAUCGCCGCCGAGUUCCUCCACCAUCUCCACCCCGCCGCAAGCCUUAGCUUCCAGCUCACCUCUGCCCAUAUCUCCAAACACACCAGCGUUCUCCACGCCUACUUUGUCCAGACCAUCCCGCUCGGUGAUCUCGAUCACCACCUCAAAGUCCACAACGCUGUCGCCAACCUCAACCUGGAUCUGGACCCCCGAUCGCCCUCCUUUGGACAUGUGCUCAGCCAUAGCGACUCGUUCCAUCCGAUCGUCGAACAUCCCUCCUCAAGCAAUGCGAUCAACUUCCUCAAUGCCUUCGAGGAUCACCAGGACUCUACCUGCGCCCACCUCAAGAAUCAGUUCGAUCGCGUCCUGCGAUCCCUCUCCUCGAGCCAUCAACUACUCAAUCAGCAAGUCAUGGGUCUGUUCUCUGCCCAGUCGAGUCAGCCCUCGGCCGAGGAUGAGAAGAACCUUUUGACCGAUUUCAGUGAGGAUGAGCUCCGCCUGAUUGCCGAGUGUGAGAUGUCGAGCGGCGCGAAAAAGCCCAUUCGCUCUGACAUAGUCGAUCCCAGAAUCGCCCUCGUCAGCUUCCUCACCUUGGCUGCCGACCCAGAGACAGAGAACCACUUGCGCUCCCGAUCUUUGGACGAUUUGAUCCAGUCGAUCGGCAUCGCCAAGAAAGCCCCCUCUUCCUCCUUCCAAGCUACCAGCGACUCGGCCGAAGGGCCUGCUAAAGAUGCCCCGAUCUUCGAGUUAUUCAACGUGCCAGGUGCACUCGGCCCCGACUCGCUUGAUGGUUCAUCCGCGUCUAGAGCUACCUCAGCCGAGCUGGCUUGGUUGAGCGUUGAUGACGAGCAGUCAGACUCCCAAUCCUGCAAACGCGAGCUGAAGAUGGUUUGGAGGUUUGAGUAUCGGAGCAACUCCAACUGGUACGAAUCCUACGUUGAUGCCAGCUCUCCUGGCUUGGUGCCCAUGGUGGUCGAUUGGGUCAAUGACUUCAGACCUACUAGCGAAUUGGCGCCCUCGUACUCUCAGCACAUCGCUAUUCAAACGGCUCUUACUGAGGAGUUUAAACGCCUCCCGACAUCACUCGGAUCCCUUGGUAGGAAUCCCUCGCAGCCCAAGUCCGAGGCGGAUCUUCCCGUCUUACCCAAAGGGGCUACCGAAGAACGACGGUCGGCUUCAUAUCGUGUAUUCCCCUGGUCGGUCAAUGACCCCACCAUGGGCAAGCGCGAGAUUGUUGAGGCUCCCUCCGACCCGGUCGCCUCGCCACUUGGCUGGCAUACCAUCCCACCCACCCAACGUAUAAGUCAACAACGCGACAUCAGUCACUUGUCCGCUGGCUGGUCUCGCCAUCUACCUCACCAUGGGCUUCGAGCUACCGAUAGCCGUGGAAACAACGUCUAUGCGCAAGAAAACUGGGAGGGAUUGGAUAACUGGGAGGCCAACUACCGACCCAACGGUACCGAUGACCUCCAGUUUCACUUUCACUUGGGCUGGAAUCAUACUCAUAGCCCGACUGAGACCCACAUCAAUCCUAAACGGUACAUCGACGCUGCGAUCAGUGAAUUGUUUUUUACGUGUAAUGAAUAUCACGACCUGACUUACCUCUACGGAUUCGAUGAAGAAUCUGGAAACUUCCAACAACACAAUUUCGAUCGAGGCGGCAAAGGUAAUGACGCUGUGAUUGCAAAUGCCCAAGACGGAUCUGGAUACAAUAAUGCCAAUUUCGCUACUCCUCCUGACGGCCGCAAUGGUCGCAUGAGAAUGUAUAUUUGGAAUGGUGCUGAGCCAUGGCGUGAUGGUGAUCUUGAAGCCGGGAUCGUUAUCCAUGAAUACUCCCACGGUGUCAGCAUUCGUUUGACUGGUGGACCGGCAAACAGUGGAUGUCUUGGUUGGGGAGAAUCGGGCGGUAUGGGCGAAGGUUGGGGCGAUUUCUUCGCAACUCUGAUCAGAAUGCACAAAUCGAAGCCGGUUGAUUUUACUAUGGGAGAAUGGGCCAGUGGGGUCAAGGGGGGGAUCCGAAAGUACAAGUAUUCAUUGGACAACAAGAUCAAUCCGGAAACCUAUCAGACUCUUGACAAGCCUGGGUACUGGGGUGUUCAUGCGAUUGGAGAAGUCUGGGCUGAAAUGCUUUUUACUGUUGCUGAAGAGUUGAUUGCGAAGCACGGCUUUCAACCAAGUCUGUUCCCGCCCACGGGCGAGACGGAUGAGGAUGGCUUUUACAAGGUGUCCAAAUUGAGUGGCAAGAAGGUUCCCAAACAUGGCAACACGUUAAUCUUCCAACUGGUGUUGGAUGGAAUGAAGAUCCAACCCUGUCGCCCCGGCUUCUUUGAUGCCCGUAAUGCGAUCUUGGAAGCCGACUCGAUCUUGACUGGGGGUGAGAACCAGUGCGAGAUUUGGAAAGGAUUCUCUCAACGUGGCUUGGGACCCAAGGCCGCCAUCAAAGGAAACACUCCUUGGGGCGGCGGUAUUCGUACCGAUGAUUUUUCUCUUCCCCACGGUGUUUGCGAACCUUGA